AUGAAUAAGCCAUUCAGCGAUUUUGCGGACAACCUUUCUUUUUACGGCUCUGCGAGCCAGCAGCCGGGGGGCGGCUCAAAGAAUGGCGACUCGUUUGGGAUGAUUUCUUUGGGGCCGAGUAAUCCUGCCGGCGAGUGCGACGCAGCGCCUCAGCGUGCGGGGACUGCAUCGAGCAUGCAAAAUCUCAUUUUUGGCAAGAUGUUUGACAAGGGGGGGUCGUCGGAGAAGUCAACAGCAUCUGGAUUCUCCACGACGCGCAGUUCUUCUGCCUUCAGUUCCUUCAGCGAAAAAACUAGCUGGAAUCCACUGAGUCAAACUCCGCCGCGGGGGUCAAUGACGCACGCCUCUUCGCAGCACAACGGACGGAGCGACUCUGGAGGAAGCGGGUCUCAGGAGGAGCAAGGCCUCCUGGCCUCCAGCAUGUCUGCCGUGAAAGACAGCGCGAGUCGCAUCUUGGGAAAUGCACAAAAUGUCGUUGCUGCCACCACGCAGUCUGUCACAGAGACGCCCCUCUCCACGCAGCACUUGCUUGUCUUUGGUCUCGUUGCGGGCGUCGGGGUCGUGUUCAUGUUCCUCGCCUUCCUCACGCUCCCUCUUCUUGUCUUCGCCCCCUCCAAGUUUGCGCUUCUAUUCACCAUGGGCUCCGUAUGCUUUAUGGUCAGCUUGGCGAUGCUCCGCGGUGCCAAGGCGCUUGUCGCACACUUGUCCGAGCCCACAAGGCUUCCUUUCACGGUCGCGUAUGGCUUGUCGCUGGUCCUGACGCUCUACGCCACGCUGUGGGCGAAGUCGUACGUCCUCACGCUGGUUUUCUCGCUCGUUCAGCUCAUUGCCCUUGCCUCGUUCCUCGUCUCCUACAUUCCUGGAGGCAAACACAUGCUCAAGUUCAUCGGCGGGGCGCUCUGGCAAAUGGUCAAAAAAGCCUGCAACUGCAAAGAUGCCAGGGAUCUGCAGCUUCCCCUCUAA
Besnoitia besnoiti is the source of this 963-nucleotide messenger RNA. RefSeq names its product SFT2 family protein. The record is from RefSeq and is a predicted model, not a curated record. The transcript has 2 exons. Gene Ontology annotation, cellular component: membrane. The coding region runs from base 1 to 963 and encodes 320 amino acids. Lineage: Eukaryota; Apicomplexa; Conoidasida; Eucoccidiorida; Sarcocystidae. Gene Ontology annotation, biological process: vesicle-mediated transport.